UUUUUCAAAGUCAAUGUGUUUAAAAGAGUUAAAAAAUAACACUUUGUGAUUUUGUGUUCCUAAAACAUUUGCAACAUUUAACUAAUUAUUGUAGAACGAAAAAACGGUACUAUAUAUGGUUACUAUGCUGCUUGUAAAAAUAUGAUCUCAAGCAUUUAAACGAACGUAUAAGCAAGUUUUGUUGUGUCUGUGUAAUGACAUUGUGUAAUCAGGAAUACCAUAUUACUAUUAAAAUGAAAACAAUAUUUUAAAGCAAACCAUUGCACAAUUGAGUGCUCAUAACAUGAAAAUAUUUAUAAAUCACUAGGCAAAGUCAAUGUGUUAUAAAAACAUAUCUAUACUUGACUUUAAGCCUGUGAAGUUUUCAUGCUGUGUGUACUAUUGUAAUAUUAUUCAAAGAUAACCAUGGAUGGGAAAGUAAAGUGACUAAAAGGACUAAAUAAGUGGAGGACAUGUGAAAAUGCAUAUUUUCAUAAUGAACAACAUGAAAUGUUCAACAUAAUAUGUAAUGUUGGAACUGAUGACAAAAUGCUGGGUGGAAAUAUGCAGGCACAUUAACAAUUGAAAUAACUUCAAAGUGAGAAAUAAAGUUAAUUAAUAAUGGCUGACAGGCAUAGUAAAUAUCAUUCCACGAGAUAUUCUAAGAGCAGUAAGAGAAGAAGAAGCAAAGAUGAUACUAAAUGUCACCCAUAUGAAAGUAAAACACCACCACUUCCCCACAGGCGUACUAGCAUACAAGAACUGAUGAAAGAACGAGAAACAAUUAGAAAAGAACUCAAACAUAUAGCAAAACUUAAAAAUGAAACUCAAAAGGAAAUCAAAGACAACUAUAAAAAACGAAAGUGCGAAAACUUUAAUGAUAAAAGUGCCAAUGAAAAACAUCACAGGGAUUAUGUAAAAAGCAAAAAACCUAAAAAUGAGGUAACGGUAAAGAAUACAUCGCCUGAAAAUAGUCAAGAUUAUGCACAGUUAGAUUCUGAGGAUGAAGAGUAUAUAAUUGAGCAGAGAAGACAACAAAGGAAGCAAUUAUUACAGCAAUUACACACAUCAGUGGGAAAAACAGAUGACACAUCAUUCGAGGAAGAUACUAACAAUGAAUUUAAAGACCUCAGUAUAAAUAAAAGCCAAAAGAGUCUUAUAAUAAACCAAACAAAAUCGGCAAAAGAUGUAACAGACAUGUUUUCAGAAGAGGACUUUGUUCCAAAAAAUGAUACGGAUAAUGUUACACAGGACAAUAGAAAAGAAAGUUCACAGUUAAAUGAUAAUUGGGAUGAUGUAGAAGGUUAUUACAAUAUCAAAGUCGGUGAUGUCAUAAACAACAAUCAAUACACAAUAAAGGCAUUGCUUGGACAAGGAGUUUUUGCGAAUGUUGUUAAAGCACAAGAUAUUAAUAGCAAUAGCGAGGUUGCAAUAAAAAUUGUCAGAAACAAUGAUCUGAUGUACAAGACUGGUUUAAAAGAAGUGGAGAUAUUAAAGGAAAUAAAUGAAGCUGAUCCUGAUAGUAAAUACCAUUGUGUGAAAUUUUAUUGUAAUUUCAUGCAUAAAGGACAUCUUUGUCUAGUACUUGAACCUCUUCAUAUGGAUCUGAGGAACAUUCUAAAGAAAUAUGGCCGACACCAUGGAAUCAAUAUCAAGGCAUUGAUGAGUUACAGCAGACAGUUGCUUCUAUCUUUGAGACUCCUAAAAAAGAUUGGUAUUAUACAUGCUGAUAUCAAACCUGAUAACAUUUUAGUUAAUGAAAAGAAAAAUAUUUUAAAAUUGUGUGAUUUUGGGUCUGCUACAAAAAUAAACGACAAUGAACCUACUCCUUAUUUGGUCUCAAGGUUUUACAGAGCACCUGAAAUUAUAUUGGGUAUACCUUACAAGCAUGGUGUGGAUGUGUGGUCUACAGCAUGUACCAUAUAUGAAAUGUCCACUGGAAAAAUCCUGUUUACUGGGAACUCCAAUAACAAAAUGUUAAAAUGUUUCAUGGACUUAAAGGGCAAAAUACCAAGUAGAGUUGUAAGGAAAGGAAAAUUCAAGGAUCAACAUUUUAAUUACAACAAUAAUUUUCUUUCACACAAAAAGGAUGAAUUCACAGGAAGAGAAAAAGUUGUGGAAAUCACUAACAUUGCAGCUUCAAGAGAUUUGUAUAAAGAAUUAAAGAAAAGUUCUUUAAAUCCACCAACAUGUGAAGAAAAAAAGAUAAUACAAUUAAAAGACUUACUUGAAAAAAUGUUAAUAUUGGAUUCCAAUCAAAGACUUUCAGUAAUGGAUUGUUUAAAACAUCCAUUUAUACAAGAAGAAUUACAAAAAUGAUUGCUCAAAAUAAAACUUUAAUUAAAUUA
Messenger RNA from Nymphalis io (European peacock), 2327 nucleotides. RefSeq names its product serine/threonine-protein kinase PRP4 homolog. The transcript has 3 exons. Bases 601 to 2298 code for a protein of 565 amino acids. Gene Ontology annotation, molecular function: ATP binding; protein serine/threonine kinase activity. The record is from RefSeq and is a predicted model, not a curated record. Gene Ontology annotation, biological process: peptidyl-threonine phosphorylation; peptidyl-serine phosphorylation. NCBI's taxonomy places the organism in Eukaryota, Metazoa, Arthropoda, Insecta, Lepidoptera, Nymphalidae.